AUGACAAAGUUGAACACACAUUCUGAGCAGUUUACUGGUCGAGUGGAAUAUGUUGGGGAUAAAGAGAAAAACUGCACUCUGAGAAUCAGAGGCCUGAGAAAGAGUGAUUCUGGAGAAUAUCGCUUUAGAUUCAGCACUAAUACUGAAAGAGGGAAAUUCUCUGGUAAACCAGGAGUCAUUCUAAAUAUCACAGAUCUGCAGGUGAGAGUGAGUCUCACCCCAGUAUCAGAGGGACAGACUCUAACACUAGGCUGCAGCUCCACCUGCACUCUGCCCUACAACCCCACCUACAUCUGGUACAAGAACGGACAGCCUGUAACCAACAAACCCACCAAACACAACAAGCUGUAUCUGGAACCAGCAGACAGUGAGGAUGGAUUCCAGUAUUCCUGUGUUUUAGGAGAGGAGAGUACAGCGUUAAAGCAAGUCACAAUUGGAGUGGCAGUCUGUCUGGCUCUAAUACUCAUCACAGGAGCUCUGUGGAUAUGGAGGAGAAAGUCCAGGUCAGUUGAAGAGCACAGGAACUCUGGGGAUGAUGGCCAGUGUGAUACGGCUCAUGUGUAUGAAAAUAUCCCAACUGUGGCCAUGACUAACCUCAGUCGAAAAGCAUCAUCAGAUGACCAAAAUGACAUUCACUACUUAAGCCUUCAUUUCCAACAUUCCCAAACCCAGAAGGGGUCUUCAGUGUCAACCACCAGACUUCCUACUAACUCUUCAGAGGAAGAGUGUGUUCAGUAUGCUCCUGUGAACUUUAGCCGACACAAAACUUCCACAACAGGCUUUGGCAGCUGCAGCAGCUGAUGACCCAUCUCAGACCUACAGCCAGAUCCAUAAACCCAAACCCUCCACAUGAGAAACACAACACCCUCAGUGUGAGCUCUGGGGCUUUUUUAUCCAGGGCUCAGUCCCCUAGUGGCUUUAGCCUUGCCACAAAAUGUUUUUCCUUUAGAACAGUCGGAGUUGAGCAGAACGUUAAUCAAGGGUUACAGUUAUAUCAGUGGUAAUUAAGUGUAACACUGUCUUAAAAAACAACAACUUUUGCCUUUGAAUUUCUGUUGGAAAAUGUUUUUCAGUAUUGUUACCUGAGAAGAAGUCAUCAAUCAUUCAAACAAGCCAUAUUCUUUUAUAAGAUCGCCAAGCACCAAGUUUGAAGAGGGCUAAUAUUAUAUCAGUAGUUAGCUAAAGCUGCAAGCCCACAGUAUUGGUUCAUGUUUUCAAAUUCACUAGCAGUAAAAAAUCAUUUUAAGAGGGUGGUUUAAGGGGAGGGUACCGGGCCUGGUGGCUGCUGUAGUGUAACUUUUAACCUAAGAUGGAAAAAAAUAAUUUGAUUUGCAAGAUGCAGGAGCUCGGGAUCCUGGAGCAACACUGAGAAACACAUAUAAUCCCAGUGUUUAAGCAAAUCAGCACAGCAUCCAUACAGACAGGAGGGACAUGGGUGUUGUAGGGCCUGUAUACUACAGUGGAAGGGAUUUGGAUGAUUCUCACUGGCUAUUAAAAGACCAAUAUGUAAUUUACUGUAAUAAAUUAUGAAAUGACUACAUUUUAUAAUUGACUACAAUGACUGCACAAAGAUUAAGAAACAUGCCAAGCUGAAAUACAUGCUUCUGCCAUAACAGUGAUGCAGUCAGCAUCUCCUUUGUAACCAGCAUGACAGAAGUAUGUCAGAAACUGCAACUUUGACUAAAUGUAAUGUGAUUCUUUUUUAAUCAUUUAUCCAUGCCCAUCUUUACCUAUCAGCUAUUUAUGCAUCUUAUCUAAUACUCAUUUUUCAAGAGUUUAUUAAAA
This is a messenger RNA of Electrophorus electricus (electric eel), 1785 nucleotides long. Lineage: Eukaryota; Metazoa; Chordata; Actinopteri; Gymnotiformes; Gymnotidae. The record is from RefSeq and is a predicted model, not a curated record.